Aspergillus ibericus CBS 121593 is the source of this 1845-nucleotide messenger RNA. RefSeq names its product PWWP domain protein. The record is from RefSeq and is a predicted model, not a curated record. The transcript is spliced from 5 exons. Gene Ontology annotation, biological process: anterograde axonal transport. Lineage: Eukaryota; Fungi; Ascomycota; Eurotiomycetes; Eurotiales; Aspergillaceae. Gene Ontology annotation, cellular component: mitochondrion. The coding region runs from base 1 to 1845 and encodes 614 amino acids.
AUGGCUGAGGACACCCCUGCUGUCUCGGCGCCCGCCCCCGACGCUGGUGAGCCGUCCGUCGAGCGCGCUCCCGCUGAGGCUCAGCCUGCUCCUGCAGAGUCUGCGCCUGAGCCUGCCAAGGAGAAGGAGGAACAGCAGACCAAUGGUUCGGAGGAUAAGCCAUCUGAGACUGCAACGGCAACUGAGGAGCAGAAAGAGACUACCGAGGCUUCGGCCGACAAAUCUAGCGCACCCGUUGGGACUGCCGACGCGAAACAGCCCGAAGAGAGUGCGACCGCGCCUGCAGAGCCCGAGGCCGCCCCAGCGUCGGAGGCCAACGGAACACCCGCAUCAGCUAAGAAGACUGGCGCCUCGAAGCGGAAAUCGACAGGAGCCGUGCCCGAACACAAGUCGAAACUGAGCCGCAAGAAGUCCCAGAUUCGCGUGACACACUUGAACGCACAGCCCGGCGAGUAUUUCCUCGCGCGUCUCCGGAGCUUCCCCCCAUGGCCCUCUAUCAUCUGCGAUGAAGCAAUGCUUCCUCAGACCCUCUUGAACACGCGUCCAGUAACGGCUCAGCGUUCCGACGGCACCUACAGGGAGGACUACGCCGAUGGCGGCAAACGCGCCCACGAGCGCACCUUCCCCGUGAUGUUCUUCGAGACCAACGAAUUCGCGUGGAUCCCUAACACCGAUCUGAGCCCCAUUGAUGCCGCUGGCUGCAAGGAGGUGUCGGAAAAGGGCAAGUCGAAAACCCUUCUGGCUGCAUAUGCCGUGGGUGCCGAAGGCCAUGACCUCCAGUACUUCAAGAACCUCCUGGCAGACCAUCAGCGCGCUCUCGAACAGGAGACAGAAGAGCGAGAGGCCCAGGCAGCUGCCAAAGCGGCCGCCAAGGAGGCCCGAGAGGCCAAGAAGAACAAGCGCAAGAGCAUGGAGGUGGUCGAUGAUGACGACGAUGUCGACAUGGAGGAUGCAGAUGAGGAGGCAAAGAAGCCCAAGAGCACCAAGAAGCGCAAGAAGGACAACGAUGCCGAGGGCCAGGCCGAUGAGAAGACUCCAUCCAGUGAGGUCGGAAAGAAGACCCCUGCUUCCAGCAGAGCCAAGCAGACGGCCAGCAGCAAGAAGGUCGGUAAGGCUGCUGCCAGUGAUGACGGUGAGGACUCUCGUGCGGCAUCGAAGGAGCCCGAGAAGAAGGUCAGUCAAGAGGAGGCUAAGGAAAAGAAGGAGAAAGAGAUUCUCUUCGUGCGCCACAAGCUCCAGAAGGGGUUCAUUUCUCGUGACCAACCCCCCAAGGAGGAAGAAAUGACAUCCAUGUCCAACUUCUUCAGCAAAUUGGAGAAACAUGCUGAUCUUGAAGUCUCUAUCAUUCGUGCCACGAAGAUCAACAAGGUCCUGAAGAUGAUCGUCAAGCUCAGUUCGAUUCCCCGGGAUGAGGAGUUCCAAUUCCGGCAGCGUGCUGUGAACAUCCUGUCCAAGUGGAAGACCUUGCUGGAUGCGGACGCCACUGGUCCAUCGGAUGACAAGGACAAGGAGGAUAAGCCCAAGGCCAACGGCAUCCACAAGGAGAGCAGCGUCGAGACGCCGGCCAAGGCUGAUACCGAGAACGAGAAGGAAGAUGAUAUCAAGGAGAGCAAAACAGACACUGCUGAACCUCAAGAUGAGCCGAUGCCUGAUGCUGAUGCUGAUGCGACUGAGAAGCCACAAGCUCCAGAGCCGGCCACGGAGGAGGCCGAGAAGGCUGUUCCCAAGACCGACGAGGCCACGACGGAGAAGGCCGCGGAGGAGACAUCAGCGGAAAAGAAAGUGACGGAGGAGAAACCUGCCACCGAGAAGGCCGAGGAGAAGCCGACGGAGACGGCAGCAUAA